UUUUCAGGCAGUUUCACUUCAUUCAGAUGAUAAGGCAUGGAUAUCAAGUCCAUCAUGAUAGUGAAAGUGAUCAAAGCCUUGACCAUCCAUCAUUUACACCAUCCCUGCCCAGAAGGAAUAGGUUGCCUAGCAGAAUGGUCCUUAUUGCUGUCACUGUGGAGCAACUGUCAUUCCUGUCUCUUGUUGCGAAUCUAUACCUCUUCCUCACAAGAGGAGUGGACACAUCUGCAGAGGGAAAUUCAUCUUGGGGCUCAACAGAAGCCCUAAAUGCUGUCCUCUUCCUACUCACCUUCUCACAUUUUUCAGGAUUGAUAGGAGGUUGUAUUGCAGAUUCUUGCCUUGGGAACUACUGGACUGUAGUGAUUGGCUUUCUCCUCUGUGCUGGAGGAUUUGGGCUCCUGACUGAAGCAGCUCUUGGUGUCCUGCCUGAUUGUCAUCACUCCUCAUCCUCUGUCAUCCAUGAAAAUGUUGAUCUUGUCUCACCAACCUGCAAAGUUGAAGUCUACUGCAUCCUGCUCAUCAUUGCCAUGGGGAUUGGAAUGGUUCUGCCAACCUUGGCACCACUUGGAGCUGAGCAGGAUGGAGUUGAUGGACCUCAGCAAAGCUUCUUCAAUCUCUUCUACUGGUUCAAGAACAUAGGAACUUUCCUUGGAAUUGGAGUUUUUUGCUGGGUGGAACAGAAUUCCCAGCAUGGCUUUCCCAUUGCAUAUGGGUCACCGGUGGUGAGUCGUCGUUCAGAAGAGUUCCUCACCUCUAUUCCAGCAGGGCUGGAUUAUGCUAAGGUGCGAUAUGGGGGACGGUAUCAAGAGUCAGAUGUGGAUGACAUUAAAGCCCUUCCUCACAUCCUUGCAAUUUUGGAACGUUUGGGGCUGCAUUGUGGCAUAACAUCUCGUAUGGUCCUAGGCAUGGGCUUUUCUUCCCUUGCUGCCACCACUGCUGGUCUUUUGGAGUUUUAUCGCAGGGACUUGUGGAAUCGAGACCCUUCUUCACACUUGGAGCAAGUGAUAGGCAACACUACUUAUGAUGCUGUGAAUCUCUCUGUUUUCUGGCAAGUACCCCAGUAUUGUUUCGUCGGGUUGGCUGAAGCCUUUGCUUCAGUUGCAGGUCUGGAAUAUGCAUAUUCAGCAGCACCAAGAAGGAUGCAAGGAUUCCUGAUGGGUGUAUUUUAUGCAAGCCAGGGUGUGGGGAGUCUCCUUGGCUUGGCUUUGCUCAACCUCCUCCAAUUCCUCGGGUGGACCUCUCCCUCAGAAGACAUCAACAUGGAGCGCUUAGAUUUUUACUUGUUUCUCCUUGGUGGUAUCCAAGCCUUCUCUGUCCUUGUGUUCAUCAUGGCAAAGAGGGACAUGCAAGCAAAAUGGUCCAACUACAGCUUGUUCCUCUGCACCCUGGGCUUUGUGAUAUCCGCAUAUUCGUACUAUGUGGAGGUGCGCAUGGAACAGGACUAUGAAUUCAAGCCUUUCUGUGACAUUGCUGAGUCUGUCUCCUGCAGCAAGGCCCUCCUCUCUGAGUAUGGGAAAGGUUUUGGGAUCAUGGGGAAGUACUUCGGAGAGGAAAGCAUCUGGAAUCAGUAUAAUAGCGUCUAUGGCAUGAUAUGUUAUGCCAUCCUCUUCCUCCUCUCAUAUGGAUCAGAGGAACUGUUGCACCUCCAACUGUAUGUGAUAGCCCUGUGCAACCUCUUCACCCCAUACCUGGCUUAUGUCUUGUUUGUGUUGAUGAGAAACAUCUGCAUCAUCUGCAUCUCCAUCUAUGCCCUCAACUUCCUCCUCCUUGUUGUCAUCUUCAGGCGGGUGAAGGCACUGAGCAACGGGGACGAGGCUCAUCUUGGCCGGGUUGAACGGGUGCGGCUUGGCCGGGUUGAACGGGUGCGGCUGGGCCGGGUUGAACGGGUGCGCCUGGGCCGGGUGGAACGGGUCCGGCUGGGCCGGGUUGAACUGGUGAUGAAAGGAGAAAAUUAA
Messenger RNA from Darwinula stevensoni, 1955 nucleotides. NCBI's taxonomy places the organism in Eukaryota, Metazoa, Arthropoda, Ostracoda, Podocopida, Darwinulidae. The record is from the annotation of a GenBank genome assembly.